AGGGGGGGGGGGAGGUGGGGGUAACCUGUGGAGGGACUUGAUGAAUGAAUGACUGAGACGAGGCGAAGAAGCAGCAGCAGCAGCAACAACAACAAAAGGAUGAUGGGAUGGCCGUGACAACAUGAAAAAGAAAAAGUGUGGUGGUCUAUUUUCAUCCAGCCAGUGAUUCAACACAACUAACCUGGGGGACAGGGACCGACAGAGAAGAGACCGGCGUGUGGCCACGUCCGUGACCAUGGAGCCUCCCCCUUCUCUGAGCUUGGCUCUGCUAGGAGGGAGCGAGGAUGAGGACCAGCGCUUCCUCCUUCCUCUGGGCAGCAUAUCCCAUCCCUCCACCACAGGCAACCAGCCGGGAUCCAACCAUUCCAACCACUUGGGCGGGUCGAGCCUCGACCGCCUGAAUGGCAGCACCCCGUCCCCGUCUUCUGCCGCGCCCAAGUUGCCCUCUGGAGUCCAGCCUCUGCCCCCACCCAUCCCCAACGCGCUGCACCCCACCAGCACCCCGCUCUCCUCCUGCCUGGGCUCGCAGCACAGCCUGAGCGGGGACAACUCCCCGGUGUACAACGCCCUGUUCUACUCGUCCCACUCGCCCUCAAUGGAGCGGGACAGGGACAGGGAGAGAGAGAGGGGCUGCAAACACAGACAGGCCAGCCCUUUGGUUCACCGCAGGGACAGUAACCCCUUCACGGAGAUCGCCAUGAGCUCCUGCAAGUACACGGGCGGGGUCAUGAAGCCCCUGAGCCGACUCAGCGCCUCCCGCAGAAACCUCAUUGAAUCGGACAGCAGCAGCGAAACCAAAGAGGGCGGCGUUUCCGCUGUUGCCGGGGCAACGGCAACCGGGGGCCACGACCGGCAGCGGGAAGCCCCGCCCACCUCGCUGGUGGCCCCGACCUCUGCCAAUCCACCCCUCAUUCAGAGCCCUCCGGAGAUUGUGAUUUCGUCCAAAGAAGACUCCCCGUACCCCAGAGCAGGAUAUGACAUCACUGACUCCACCUCUAACCAGUUGUCCAUCUAUCACCAGAACCACGCGCUGGUGGAGAGCAGGCGUGCGCAGCCGGGGAGGGGCAGCAGGCAGGCGGGGGUCGGGGCGGUGGGGUCCGGGGCCAGGGGCAGCACCUCCAAGGCCUCCAAACGGAAGAACCAAAACAUUGGUUAUAAACUGGGGCAUCGCAGGGCUCUGUUCGAGAAGAGGAAGAGGCUGAGCGACUAUGCCCUCAUCUUCGGGAUGUUUGGCAUCGUCGUCAUGGUGAUCGAGACGGAGCUGUCGUGGGGCGUGUACACCAAGAGCUCCAUGUAUUCUCUGGCCCUGAAGUGUCUGAUCAGCCUCUCCACUGUCAUUCUGCUGGGCCUCAUCAUAGCCUACCACGCUCGGGAAGUGCAGCUGUUUGUCAUCGACAACGGGGCCGACGACUGGCGCAUCGCCAUGACCAUGGAGAGGGUGCUGCUCAUCUCCCUGGAGCUGCUGGUGUCGGCGGUGCAUCCAGUGCCGGGCGACUUUAAGUUCCAGUGGCGGGCGCGGCUGGCCUUCUCGUACGCGCCGUCGCAGGCCGAGGCUGACCUGGACAUGGUGCUGAGCGUGCCCAUGUUCCUGCGCCUCUACCUCAUCGCCAGAGUCAUGCUCCUGCACAGCAAACUCUUCACAGACGCCUCCUCCCGGAGUAUAGGGGCCCUAAAUAAGGUGCAUUUUAACACGCGGUUUGUGAUGAAAACCCUCAUGACUAUCUGCCCCGGGACGGUGCUGCUGGUCUUCAGCAUCUCCCUGUGGAUCAUCGCUGCCUGGACCGUGCGAGUGUGCGAGAGGUAUCACGAUGCCCAGGAUGUGACCAGUAACUUCCUGGGAGCCAUGUGGCUCAUCUCCAUCACUUUCUUGUCCAUCGGCUACGGGGACAUGGUUCCUCACACCUACUGUGGCAAAGGAGUCUGCCUGCUCACUGGAAUCAUGGGUGCGGGCUGUACUGCUCUGGUGGUUGCCGUGGUAGCCAGGAAGCUGGAGCUCACCAAGGCCGAGAAACACGUACACAACUUCAUGAUGGACACGCAACUCACCAAGAGGAUAAAGAAUGCUGCAGCUAACGUGCUGCGAGAAACCUGGCUCAUCUACAAACACACCAAGCUGAUGAAGAAGAUCGACCAUUGCAGAGUCCGUAAACACCAGCGGAAGUUCCUCCAGGCAAUACAUCAAUUACGGAGUGUGAAAAUGGAGCAGAGGAAGCUCAGUGAUCAGGCCAACACACUAGUGGACCUCUCAAAAAUGCAGAGCGUCAUGUACGAGCUCAUGUCAGAGCUCAACGACCGCAGCGAGGACCUGGAGCGUCAGAUGCUAUCCCUGGAGCAGCGGGUGGAGCAGCUCACCGCCGGCUUCAACACCCUGCCCGCCCACCUCUCAGCGACCCUCAGCGCCCAGCACGCCGCCCUGGUCCACUUGCUGAGAGAGAGGGACACGAGGGACUGGAGAGGAGGUGCUGUGGUCCCAAUAUCCCCCGCGGCGUCUUUACCCGCGUCGGUUUCCUCGGGCCAUGUCGCAUCUCCGGCACCACCCGCCCAGGCCCAGGUCCCCACCUUGGCCCUGGAGUCUCCUCUGUCGCCUCCGUCUCUGAGCCCAGAGGGGAGCCUGGAGGCUGCUCCCUCCCCGAACACCUGCACUGCGAGCUGCUGAAGACAUCUCUCUGUGGACCAGGAGGAGACACGAACAUGGAAAGAAAAUGGGCAGGGAGGAGGAGAGAAACGGGAAGUGGGAGGGACGGUUGAGGACGGGACCGUGGCGAGAAAUAAUAGGAUUAAGAUGGAGGGCCAGUAUGAGUGAUUAGACAUGUUAAGGCUUUUGGGGCACAUUCCCGAAAAAGGGGAGGAGAAGAAUAAUGGAGAAUCUAAAAGGUGUGAGGGGGAGGAGGAAUGUCAAGAGAGUGAGAAAUUGUGGUAGAAAGGAUGAGAAGGGAGAGAGGAUGAGGAGAAUAAAGUGGAAUAAUUAUAUAAACUCAGAGCUCCUAAAUGGCUACCACUCCAAUUACUGAACAGGGCCUUUUAUUCUAUAUAUUUCCUUUUCUAUCUCUCUCUCUCUCUCUCUCUUUUUAUCUCCUUGCUCCCAAUCUCUCUCUCUCUCCCUUCAUCAGGAAUUAAUGACCAUGACUUUUUAUCCUUAUGAUGUAUUUUCUAUUUGAAUGCUAAUUGUAUGUUAACGAGCAUCCCUUUAACAGAAUGUUCAAUCAAUACGACUGAGAUGAAGAAAAAAAAACUAGUGACAUGUACUGCACACACACACACACACACACACACAUACACACCUUAUAUUAGAGGGUCAUCCACGCAAUACAAGUUAACACAGCACAAACAUAGAUACACAAUCUUUUACAAUGCAGGCCCUAUUUACACUCACACAAAGAAAUUGUGUCCAGUAGUUCACAAGAUAAUACUGAAGCCUAUACUGCCAAGCACUCAGUGCACUGCCAAGCAAUGUCGACACGCUGUAAAGAAAUGUUCAUCCAAAAGACGUAUCUUCUGCUGCUGUGGCCUAAAGCAUAGUUGUGACAUUUUAACUCCUCAGUUUGAAGCACCGCAUCUGUUUACUGAACAACACAAAAUACGGAUGAAGCUGAAACAAUUGGUAUGACGCUGAGGGACAUGAGUCAUAACGUCUGUUUUUGACAAAGAAUACAGUCGCAGAUUAUAAAAUAACCAAACACAACUGCAAAAGGACUUUUUUAUUAAUGCAUUUAUUGAAUUACAGAUUGGGUUCAACCAAUGUGUACUUUAGGUUUGUUGUACUGAAAUUAGACUAAAAUAGAUGUACUGAAAUAAAGUGUUGUAUGAAGUUAAUACUGAAAUUGCUGUUGGAAGAAAGAAUAGAUUACAACAAAAACAUUCAUCCAUUUAGAUCUGCGUGAUUCAUUUUGAAGAAAUUCUUUAAGACACAGCUUUGCAUAAACAUAAUGCUCAUUUGGUAAAAGUGUUUAGGGGAACUAACAGUUGAAUCAUUGCCCAUCAAUAAAUUAUCUGCUUAUUCUUUUACUUGUCUGAAGUCAGUGGAGUCAGAUUGACUGGGAUGCCGUAGUAUCCAUUGUUUUGCUUUAAACCAUCAUCUUAAAAUUACCAAAAUGUUGAUUUUAAAAUGAGUAAUUCAAUUGAAAUCCAACAAUUGUUAAGCUAUGUGAUCAUAAGUUGGGGUCAUCCAUAUUUUUUAACAGUGUAUGGUCGUGUCUAUAACCCCAUGGACCUUCCUCACUGCCAUUAUUUCUCUAGCUUGCGGUCCAAAAACAGCGCACUGUUACCAUAAAUGUAUUCUCUGUAAAGAAAUACACUCAAACCCACUUUCCUACUCGAUCACUUAAACUGCCAUGCAGAAACGGGAACAACCACCUACACACACGGACACACCGAUAUACACACACCUCGACAACCAAAGUGCUCUCUCUUAAAUGGACUUCAAUAAGAGGCAGGCAACGCCGCUGUCACUGGGGACAAAAGAUGGCAAAAGGCGUUGCAGAUGUCUUGACAAUAUUUCUGAGGGAACUGAAAAUCUGGGUAUGGAAUUGUUGCAAUGCUGUACGUGGACUGCUCUUCACCGUUUUAAAUCAGAUCAAGGUGAACGAUGGAUGGACACAAAUAAAUCGUGCAAAGGGUCGAUUGCCAUGAAGGAGCAACAUCUGUUUUUGAAAUAAAUAAAAUAUAGAAAGAAAUUUAUCUGAGAGGAAUUAUAAUGUUAUUAGGGGGAAAGACAAUUGGAGAAACUGUCUUAUAGUGACAUGCUGUGGCCGGAAUACUGAACUACAUACGCUUGGAAUAUUGUAUAGUAUGCUGUUAACGAAAUCUAGCUUUGUAUUGCUUAGUCUUUUCUACAAAUAUGAUUAAACGCAGUUAUAGCUGAUAUUUACGAUUACAAAACAAUAGUAUUCUCAUUUGUCAGGAAAAUUAUGAUACAUGUAUUAACGAUACAUCAAAGAAUUUUAAACAAGGAAAGUGCUGUUUGAGGUUGAAAUUAUUUUGUAAUUUUUAUUUUAUCAAAGAACUAAUAAAAUAUAUAUCUAUAACAUUA
This is a messenger RNA of Pungitius pungitius (ninespine stickleback), 5029 nucleotides long. RefSeq names its product potassium intermediate/small conductance calcium-activated channel, subfamily N, member 3 (gene kcnn3). Bases 236 to 2656 code for a protein of 806 amino acids. Gene Ontology annotation, molecular function: small conductance calcium-activated potassium channel activity; calmodulin binding. Gene Ontology annotation, cellular component: neuronal cell body; neuron projection; plasma membrane. The record is from RefSeq and is a predicted model, not a curated record. Lineage: Eukaryota; Metazoa; Chordata; Actinopteri; Perciformes; Gasterosteidae. Gene Ontology annotation, biological process: potassium ion transmembrane transport. The transcript is spliced from 10 exons.